AUGCCCGUUGCAGUAUGGAUCCCAGACGAACAGGCAUCGUCUUGCCACUGUUGUCAAGCCACGUUCUCCUUAUUCAACAGACGUCAUCAUUGCCGCAAAUGUGGCAAUGUUGUAUGCAACUCAUGUUCAACGACCCGCACUCGAUAUCCACCCAACACCUACGUUGUGUCGCCUCCAUCACAGAUAUUUCUAGAGUCUCCACAUGUGCCCCAUCGAACCUGUGACGGCUGUGUAGAGGGUUUGAGUGAAUGGCUACAAAAUGAGGCUAGACGAGAGAGAGCUUUGGCACAAGACGAUCAGGCGGAAAACUCUUCUCAAGAAGUGGUUGAUCAGCCUGAGGCGACGCGGGCUAACUAUGGGUCCUGGAGGAACUGGUUCGGAGGUGGAGAAAUAAACGACAGGCCCACGCAAGUUGGUUCUAGUCCAACUACAGAAGCUACACGGGAUAUGCAACCUGCAGAGCCACAAUCCCCUCCCUCAGACAAUGAUUUCUGUCCUGUGUGUGGCAGAUCCAUCAAGAAAAUGUCAACAGGUCAACGUGAAAUCCACAUUGAGGAGUGCCUCAACUCUGCAUUCGUCGGUUCCCCCACACCACCUGUGCGUCUUAUUGUGUACAGUCUGGCUAUGAAAGAUGAAGUUGACUAUGGUGAAUGUGUUAUCUGUUUUGAAGAUUUCGAAGGAGGUGACAGGGUGGUGCGACUGGAUUGUCUGUGUCUGUACCAUGAACAUUGCAUCAAGGGGUGGUUCAAGAAGAAGCAAGCGAGAGACUGUCCUGUCCAUGCUGUACAUGAGUGA
Messenger RNA from Yarrowia lipolytica CLIB122, 795 nucleotides. NCBI's taxonomy places the organism in Eukaryota, Fungi, Ascomycota, Dipodascomycetes, Dipodascales. The record is from RefSeq and is a predicted model, not a curated record.